UAAAAAAGAACCCUUGACAUACUUUUAUCUCUGUCAUCAUAUAAGAUUUUUUGUUAAUUAAUUUGUACCCAUUAAUAUGACCCAUAGUGCAUGAAUCAUAAUUCUAAGAAGAAUCCUCAGGCAAAGAUUAGCUGGGAGUUACAGUAGAUACAGGUGAUUACCAGAAUAUUCAAUGAUAAAUAUGACACAUAUGGUUAAAUACUCCUUAUUCAAGCAAUGGAGAACAUAUGAUUGAACCAUCUCUGUACCCAGCAUAGAUGUUGAGUAAAGAGAAAGGUAUAGCAUAGACAAAACAAUUCAUGAAUGGCUUUUUUGCAUAAAAUAAACCUUAUAUCCCAUGGUUCUGUAAUUGCACCAUGAAUACUUGUUCUGUAUUGGUUGCUACGCUCACAUAGGCUUUGUCAAAUAUACUGGUAUACAAAACAUAUAUUUCUCAGGCCAAAAAAAACAUAUUUGAGACAAAAAUCAAAGUUGUAUUCACUAUCAAGUUAAACUGAUCCUUUAAUUUAAAAUUGAAAAAUUGUGAACAGGUUUAUAUAUAAUAUUGCUUUAAUGUUAUACAUGUAUGGCUAUUUAGAUUUCCACUGCACAGCUUGCAUGUAACCUUAUUUCAUAUGUAUAAUGCACAUAACCCUAUUAUUCCGAUCCAAUGUACAAUACAAGAUAUUUGCUAGUUGGACCUCUAAAGCAAGUAGGCCCUACAUGGCCACAUGAAUAAAUCCCUAAGAUUCUAAAUGGCAGUAAACACAACACUUGCUUCAUAGUUUCCCUUUCUUUAUACUAAAAAGAAAUGGAACAUUCAAGACUAAUUUUGAAAAGAAAAUCUUCAGAUACUGGUGGGAGUGUAAACCCACUGGCAACUACAGAGGAUGAGAACAGCACUAAGGAAGACAAAAGUGGAACAGACUUGGAACUGACUGAGCCCCGGAAGAUUGAAUCUAGACCUGGAAGUUCCAGAUCUCAUUACGAGGAACUGUCCACUCUGACUGAUCUAAUUCCAUGCUGUGUUCGAGCCCAGAAACGGUUUUCCUUCAAACUCUUCCUAUUCUUGAUGACUUUUGGACUGGACUUUUUGGAUUUCCUUGUGGACUGGCUCUUUUUCAGGGACAUUCAUGGCAUAAAGCCAGGACUUGUGUAUGGACCAAUUGAAAGUUCCAUUGUCUAUUCUUCAUUAUUUUUUGCUAUUGUUGGCACCAUUGCAAUUGUAUUUGAAAUAGCAAAUAUUGGUAAGGAACUUUUCUUUGAGCCUGCCUGGAUUAAUCCGGAUAUUGUUUCAUGUUUUUUCCUCUGGAUUGAGGAUAUUCCACAGCUGAUCAUAGGGGUCCGCAUAGCAAUGUGUCGAGAGGAAGCUGUUAGCUUAUUCCAGAUCAUCAAGGCCUCGGCACUGCUUUACGGGAUAGUGGUUCGAAUAAGCCUUCUUUCUAUUCGAUAUUUUAGCAAAAAGGGCAUUGAUGCUUUACAAAGCCUGAGAAAAGGGUGGAAGUAUGCUCUUAAAUUCAUGUUCUUAAGUGGAAUGAUUUUUAUAUUAAUGGGGUCAGUGUCUGUCUUUGUCCUUACAUUGUUCGAAAGAGGAGCAAAUGAAAGCAUUCGUUUUAAUCACCCCAAAAGCAUGUUUGAGGAAGACUACAAUGAGGCUAGGUAUUUUGACAACGUUAGCAUAUUUUUUAACCACCCUGUUUUUGAUUUAAAUAUGUACAAUGAAACACAAAGGGUGCAUUUUGUGAAACUCCUGUCCAUAUAUGAAAUAAGAUCAAGAAAAUCUGCUCUUUUCAAAAUUUCUUAUGAUGAACUAACAAAGACCAAAUAUGUUAUCUGGCAUGAGGACAAAAACGGCCAACUAAAGGCAGACGAAUGCUACAGAAUCAAUCCUAUGCGUGGUACAGUGACGUUUCAACAGUACUACUGCGAUCAUUUCCUCUGGAAUGACCAAGUGUCCUCUUUUAUCUUCAAAUUAAAAUUCAUUCCGAGCUCCAUCCCCGAGAGGAGAUUUGGAGACAUACAAUACAAUGUUUUAGUCAGGGAGCUGGGCACUUGUCACAGCCCCCAGAUGGACAUUGUCACCACUAUUGAGAAUCAUAAGGGUGAAGGUCACUAUGACCGGGCAGUGAUACACUAUUACAGGACCCGCCCAGGGAUCAGUCAGGACCACCACCUGAUUGUGGGGGGUCACAGCACCGCCCGAUUCUACAUGUUUGAUGAAGAUCUAAUUGACAUUGCCACAGUAUGGAGAACUGGGUUUUCUUUUUGUAAAAGUACAGGAAAUUUGGCUCCAGACAUCAGAAAGGAUAUAACGGUAGACUGUGACAUGUAAACUUUGUGUGCAUACAAUGAUAUAACUGAUCUUUUUUUCCCUAUGUGAUAAUAAUAUUCCUUAGAAUUAUGAGGCUGUAUCAUCAAUAUGCAUACAAGGGUGUAAAAUGUCUCUAAUAAACUUUAGAACCAAUUUUUUUCUCAAGUUGACCAACUGUUUUCACCUAAAUUAACUGAAUUUAUGCUUGGCAGAAAACUAUUGAUAAACUUCUGUUUGUCUAUCCACUGACUGUUAUAGCCACACAGUU
Messenger RNA from Magallana angulata, 2558 nucleotides. RefSeq lists its product as uncharacterized. The record is from RefSeq and is a predicted model, not a curated record. The transcript is spliced from 2 exons. The coding region runs from base 791 to 2311 and encodes 506 amino acids. NCBI's taxonomy places the organism in Eukaryota, Metazoa, Mollusca, Bivalvia, Ostreida, Ostreidae.